AUGCUGAAGCGCGUGUUUUAUCGAAAGUGCAACGAAACAGCAUCAGACGAGGCCCUGGUUCAGGAACUGCUCAGCCAGGUGGAUGAGCGCACUUUGGAGGCCUAUGAUGGAUCCAGCGAGCUGCCCACAGGCGCAAAGGACGCAUCGGCGGUGGAGUCGCUGCUCCUGCGCUACUUGGUGGCUGAGAAGAAGAGCAUCGAGCAAGCCAGCGCAAGGCUAGAGAAGCAGGCAGCCUGGCGGAGGGGCUGGGGCACCGUGUCAGAGGAGGAUGUCAUGGCAGAGCUGCAGCUGGGCAAGGUCAAGGUGCAGCUGCCGACUACGGGCAGCGCCGGCCGCCCCAUGAUCAUCGUCAAGGGCAAGCUGCACAGGCCAGGCACACCGCCGCUCCUCAUGAACCAGUUCAUCUACUACUGCUUGGAGGCCGCCAGCCACUACUGCUGGCACCCAGCCAACCCGGACGGCAAGCUGGUGGCCGUCUUUGACCUGGCGGGCUUGCAGAUAAAGAACCUGGACGCCGCGGCGCUGCGUGCGUCAUUCACGAUGCUGGAGCAGCACUUUCCGGAGCGGGUGGUGGAGAUCUGGAUGCUGGAAGCCCCCACCAUCUUCUGGGGCAUCUGGAAGCUGGUUUCCCCCUUCAUCGACCAGACCACGCGCAAGCGCAUCCACUUUGUGUACGGGGCAGCGGCGCGGGAGCAGCUGGUCAAGAGCCUAGGCACCGACAUCCUGCCGGUGGAGUAUGGCGGCAGCGCGGCGGAGACGCCGGUGGAGCAGGCCGUGCAGCAGCUGGCCGCCUGGCGCAAGCAGAUGGGGCUGGAGCAGGCUCAGCCGCAGGAGGAGCUGGCGCAGGAGGGUGCAGCGUCGCUGCGUGUGUCGCGCUCCUCCCCCACCCUCGCACAGGCGCAGGGCAGCUGCUGA
Messenger RNA from Chlorella variabilis, 915 nucleotides. RefSeq lists its product as hypothetical. The record is from RefSeq and is a predicted model, not a curated record. NCBI's taxonomy places the organism in Eukaryota, Viridiplantae, Chlorophyta, Trebouxiophyceae, Chlorellales, Chlorellaceae. The transcript is spliced from 5 exons. The coding region runs from base 1 to 915 and encodes 304 amino acids.